This is a messenger RNA of Strigops habroptila (Kakapo), 1822 nucleotides long. It is a transcript of the gene ACTG2, whose product is annotated as actin gamma 2, smooth muscle. Lineage: Eukaryota; Metazoa; Chordata; Aves; Psittaciformes; Psittacidae. Gene Ontology annotation, biological process: vascular associated smooth muscle contraction. The record is from RefSeq and is a predicted model, not a curated record. The transcript has 10 exons. The coding region runs from base 587 to 1717 and encodes 376 amino acids. Gene Ontology annotation, cellular component: cytoplasm.
GAACAGACCCAAAUCCCUGCUCCAGCUCCCGGCGCUGGUUUGUCCAUCCCGGGCAGCAGCCGGGGAGGUUGAAAGCGUGAACAUUUCCCUUAUAGGGAGGUGCUGAGGGCCGGGAGUAUUGAAAUCCCACACAAAGCAGGGACUGCCCCCUCCUUAUCCCAUGUCCAUCCAGCUUUGCCGGUCCUGGGGGGAUUCCUGGCGUUCCUGGGAGCAUCCCAGGGCCGUGGCCACCCUCCCGAUGAUCCCGAGCACCGGCAGAGCCGGCGGCUGGAUUGGCUGCGGUGGCCAAACCUUUCCUUUUUAGGCUGCACUCCUGCUCCUUCCUGCUUGGAGGCUUUGCUGCUGCGGUCCCAGCUCCAAACCGGCCGUGCCGACGCUUCCCAUCCAUCCCGACUCCGGCACCGAGGGAUCCUGCAGGGAUCAGUGGCUUGGAGCUGACGCGCCUGUGCCCGGCAGGACCCGCCUCUGAGGCUUCACGGGCUCGCUGGUAUUUAUACCAAAGGCACAUCGGGACUCGGUCCCAGAGGAAAGGAGCUCUCGCCUCUGUGCUUUUCCCCCCUGAACAGCAGCAGCUCCCGGCCCCACCAUGUGCGAGGAGGAAACAACCGCCCUGGUCUGCGACAACGGCUCCGGCCUCUGCAAAGCCGGGUUCGCCGGUGACGAUGCCCCUCGCGCUGUCUUCCCCUCCAUCGUGGGGCGGCCCCGGCACCAGGGUGUCAUGGUGGGCAUGGGGCAGAAAGACAGCUACGUAGGCGAUGAGGCGCAGAGCAAGAGGGGUAUCCUCACGCUCAAGUACCCCAUUGAGCAUGGCAUCAUCACCAACUGGGAUGACAUGGAGAAGAUCUGGCACCAUUCCUUCUACAACGAGCUGCGCGUGGCCCCCGAGGAGCACCCGACCCUGCUCACCGAGGCACCCCUCAACCCCAAGGCCAACCGGGAGAAGAUGACCCAGAUCAUGUUUGAAACCUUCAACGUCCCCGCCAUGUACGUCGCCAUCCAAGCCGUCCUCUCCCUCUACGCCUCCGGCCGCACGACCGGCAUCGUCCUCGACUCCGGGGACGGCGUCACCCACAACGUGCCCAUCUACGAGGGCUACGCGCUGCCCCACGCCAUCAUGCGUCUCGACUUGGCCGGCCGCGACCUCACCGACUACCUCAUGAAGAUCCUCACCGAGAGGGGCUACUCCUUCGUCACCACCGCCGAGAGGGAAAUCGUGCGUGACAUCAAGGAGAAGCUCUGCUACGUGGCCCUUGACUUCGAGAACGAGAUGGCCACGGCUGCCUCCUCCUCCUCGCUGGAGAAGAGCUACGAGCUCCCCGACGGGCAGGUCAUCACCAUCGGCAACGAGCGCUUCCGCUGCCCCGAGACCCUCUUCCAACCCUCCUUCAUCGGCAUGGAAUCAGCUGGCAUCCACGAGACCACCUACAACUCCAUCAUGAAGUGCGACAUCGACAUCCGCAAGGACCUUUACGCCAACAACGUGUUGUCCGGCGGCACCACCAUGUACCCCGGCAUCGCCGACCGCAUGCAGAAGGAGAUCACGGCGCUGGCUCCCAGCACCAUGAAGAUCAAAAUCAUCGCCCCGCCGGAGCGCAAGUACUCGGUGUGGAUCGGCGGCUCCAUCCUGGCCUCCCUCUCCACCUUCCAGCAGAUGUGGAUCAGCAAACCCGAGUACGACGAGGCCGGACCCUCCAUCGUCCACCGAAAAUGCUUCUAAGCCCCCUCUUCACCCCAUGGUGGCCCCACCGCCCGGCUGGGGCACCCCGCUCCUCCUCAGGCCCCGUUGCUCUUCCCCACUGCGCAUUAAAGCCUUUUCUCCAGG